AUGAGAAGAUGCUUAACAUCAUUAGUCAUCAGGGAAAUGCAAAUAAAAAACAAACUAGUAAUUAAAGUGGCUAAAAUUUUUAAAAACUGUAGCAAGUGUUGGUGUGACUGGAGCAACUGGAACUGUCACAUGUGGCUGGUGGGAAUGUAUAGAGAUACAGCCACUUUGGAAAAUAGUUUGGCAAUGUGUUACAUCGUGAAACAUAACAUCUGCCAUCUAGCCGUUCUACUCCUAGGCUUACUCAUGGCCAUACAGAGAGUGUUAUGCAGCUGUUCACAGCGUUAUUCAGAUGACUGGAUACAAACAGAUGAAUGGAUAAAUACAGUAUAUUUAUACUAUGGAAUACAUCACAGCCCCAAAAUACAUCACAUUCCUUUUUUAAAGGGAUGA
Rangifer tarandus platyrhynchus (Svalbard reindeer) is the source of this 390-nucleotide messenger RNA. NCBI's taxonomy places the organism in Eukaryota, Metazoa, Chordata, Mammalia, Artiodactyla, Cervidae. The record is from the annotation of a GenBank genome assembly.